Geodia barretti is the source of this 439-nucleotide messenger RNA. NCBI's taxonomy places the organism in Eukaryota, Metazoa, Porifera, Demospongiae, Tetractinellida, Geodiidae. The record is from the annotation of a GenBank genome assembly.
CAGACACCUCGGCAAUUAUAGGUGGAACAGUGGCUGUGGCCUUUAUGAUCACUACUUCACUGACAGUCAUAGCCAUAGUGAUUCUAGUGUUGAGAAGCUGCAGAGGGAUUUCAACUGCAAGAACACAAGGUACAGGCAGAGCUACAAAUCAAUCAUUGGAGCUCUCAGAGGCAACGUAUUAUGCGGAUCCAGACCAGCUCAAUACCAAUGAGGCCUACAUGAGAGGGACAGCUGAAGGUGAAUAUUAUGAGGUACUACGAUGCCCUCCAACCACCUCCCCUCAGCCUACUACUGCUGGACCUAUGUAACAGUGGACAUGCCUCUGCAUGAACAGAGCCCACUAUACUGUAUUAAUUUUGCUGUAUGGUAAAGCGUGUGACUGUCAAUACCUAGCUUCUUGGACGAAGUAAAUCACAUUCUUGUUGUUCAUGGUCAUGUA